Messenger RNA from Acaromyces ingoldii, 699 nucleotides. RefSeq names its product Thioesterase/thiol ester dehydrase-isomerase. Lineage: Eukaryota; Fungi; Basidiomycota; Exobasidiomycetes; Exobasidiales; Cryptobasidiaceae. The annotation marks the transcript as partial. Gene Ontology annotation, cellular component: peroxisome. The transcript has a single exon. The record is from RefSeq and is a predicted model, not a curated record.
CGAGUCGCCGUCGAAAGCCAGUACGACGAGCGCGACGUCGCCCUGUACAACCUCGGAAUCGGAGCCAACGAAAAGGACCUCGAAUACAUUUACGAAGGCGAUGAUGCCUUCGAGGCUAUUCCAACCUUUGGUGUUCUGCCCAUGAUCGAUGCCAUGCACCAAUUUCCAUUGGACUUCUUGCCCAAUUUUGAGCCUGCCAAGCUGCUUCACGGGGAACAGAGCCUGCGUAUCCUAGGCCCGAUUCCGACACGCGGCAAGCUGGUGUCGAACGCACAGCUGAUCGAGUGUCUAGACAAAGGCAAGGCAGUGAGCGUCGUGCUCAAGACGACGACGAAGACGAGCGCUGCAAACCCCGGGGGGGAGAAGGUACUCUUUGAGAAUGUAUCCACACUCUUCAUCCGUGGCAGCGGCGGCUUCGGCGGACAAAGGCACAGCACUAGGAGCGACGAAUCCACCGCGACCAAUCGUCCACCUGCUCGGAAGCCCGAUGCCAUCAUGUUCCACACGACAAGCGCUAAUCAGGCCGCACUCUACCGUCUCUCGGGAGACUACAACCCUCUGCAUGUUGAUCCAGAGUUUGCAGAGAUGGGCGGCUUCAGCAAGGCAAGUCACCGUCGUUGCUUUUGCGUUAUAUUUGUUCUUCUUGUUGUUCGUGGUAAUACGGUCCAGAUGCUGACCGAUUGGCUUUUUCCACUAUAG